AUGGUUAACGAGAGCCUCACAUACAAUGAUUAUCUCGCCAAUCCUUCAAAUCCUUUAUUUCUUCAUGCCAACGAAUCACCAUCACAAACAUUAGUUUCACAACCCCUAAAUGAACGAAAUUAUCAUUCAUGGGCAAGAGCUAUGAAGCUCGCUCUUCUUUCUAAAUACAAGCUCAAGCUUGUAGAUGGAAGUAUUCCUUCUCCGUCACCAACAGAUUCGUACUAUGGAGCGUGGGAGCGAUGCAACAAUAUGGUUCUUGCUUGGAUUCAUAGAUCCAUUGAUGAUUCUAUUCUACAAUCCAUUCUCUGGAUUGAUCAAGCAUCAGAGGUUUGGCAAGAUCUUAAGGAUCGCUUUUCUCAAGCAAAUAUGUUUAGGGUUUUCGAUCUCCAAGAAGAGAUUUUUUGCCUCCAACAAGGCACCCUCACUGUUAGUCAAUAUUUCAAUCAAUUAAAAGGUCUAUGUGAUGAAUUUGAAAAUUACAGACCUGUUCUCCAUUGCAAGUGUUCGAUACCCUGCACGUGUGAAGCCAUCCAAGCUUAUAAAAAAUACAGAGAUCAAGACUGUGUUAUUCGUUUCCUCAAAGGGUUAAACGAGCAAUUUUCGCAUGUCAAAUCCCAGAUUAUGUUUCUAGAUCCCCUUCCUCCAAUAAACAAGGUUUUCUCUUUGAUUGUCCAACAAGAGAGGCAGAUGGCUACUAUAGAAAUGACUGAGUUAUCAUCUGAUGCGAAAACUUUUGCUGUCAACACUGAUCAAUAUAUUGGUCUUGGAAGAGGUCUUGUUGUUAAUCCAAACCAAUAUUUUGGAUAUGGUAGAGUUCGCGAAAAUAGAGGUAGGGGUCAUACCACUACAGGAUGA
Vigna radiata var. radiata (mung bean) is the source of this 855-nucleotide messenger RNA. RefSeq lists its product as uncharacterized. The transcript has a single exon. The record is from RefSeq and is a predicted model, not a curated record. The coding region runs from base 1 to 855 and encodes 284 amino acids. Lineage: Eukaryota; Viridiplantae; Streptophyta; Magnoliopsida; Fabales; Fabaceae.